Messenger RNA from Capsicum annuum, 1268 nucleotides. RefSeq names its product pleckstrin homology domain-containing protein 1. The record is from RefSeq and is a predicted model, not a curated record. The transcript has 2 exons. Bases 660 to 1082 code for a protein of 140 amino acids. Lineage: Eukaryota; Viridiplantae; Streptophyta; Magnoliopsida; Solanales; Solanaceae.
AUAAUAAAUAAUUUGUGUUUAAUCAAUAAAUUUAAAGCACUUUUGAGCAACAAUAAAUUUUAACUAAUUUUUUAAUAAUAUUUUUAAAUAUUUUUUUCUCAAAAGCAUUUUCCCAAAAAGUAAUUUUAGAUUAAAAAAAAUAUUUUUUAAAAUUUUUGAAAAAGAACUUCAGCCACUCUUCAAAAAUACUUAUUUUUUCUUAAAGAUUUGGUCAAAUAUUUUAUUUGAAAAAAAUAAACUUGGCUAAAUCAACUAUAAGUGAUAAUUUUUAUCUUUCUAGAGUUAAUUUCAUUAAUUUUUGAAGUAAAACUAAUCAAAUUAAUUUUGAUACUUAUAUAUUUUAUAUCUAAAAGUUAUAUAAAAAAAUAUUAGUAAUUGUAAUUAUUGUCACGUCAAUAUGUGGAUUUUUAAAAUUUUAUUUUUUUAUAUAUUCUGAAUUUUAAUAAGCGAAAAGUGUCACGCAAUGAAAACAUUGUUGGGAGGUAGUACCAAUAUCUGUAAGAGAUUCGCGAAAUAAAUGUAGAAAAAAAAAAAACUAUUAGCAGUGACAGCGAAUAAGUACAUCGUGACAGCGAUCUCUGCUCCGUCAUUUCGCCGGCGAUUUAUAAAUACACCAAUUCACCGAACUCCGGUCAAUUCGAAUACCUAAAUCCCCCCAAAUGGAGUCUCUAUUCCGAUCAGUUACCGGCGCAAACCCUAACCCUUCAGAUUACGGAGAAAUCGAAUUCUGGUCAAACCCUGAACGUACCGGAUGGCUAACAAAGCAAGGAGAGUACAUCAAAACCUGGCGCCGUCGGUGGUUUAUUCUCAAACAAGGUAAGCUUCUCUGGUUUAAAGACCCUUCGUGCGUUUCACGCGCCGCCGUGCCACGUGGCGUUGUCUCCGUUGCCGAAUGUCUUACUGUUAAAGGAGCUGAAGAUGUCAUCAAUAAGCCGUUCGCUUUCGAGCUGUCUACGAGUCGUGAUACGAUGUAUUUCAUUGCGGAUACGGAGAAGGAGAAAGAGGAGUGGAUUAAUUCAAUUGGCAGAUCGAUUGUUCAGCAUUCGCGGUCUGUUACUGAUUCUGAAGUUGUUGAUUAUUGAUAGCUGGAAUUAUUUAGUUAUAUGUGUGGAGGUGCAUGUUUCUAUAACUGUUUGAAACUCUUAUUAUGUGUUUCUCUUUUUUUCCAUGUUUGUAUUUUGCAGACUCUGUUAGUAACUGCUGGCUCGUAUGAUACUCUCAUUUGGUCCUGUGAGUUAAUAUGUUUAAUGAAAAAGUUUGACUUUUCA